UAAAGCGCGGAAUCACAUUCCAGAGCAGCAGAGAGGGGGCGGGGCUUCAGGUGAACAGGUAUAAGAGCAGCACAGGUGCGAGAGAGAGAGAGAGAGAGAGUGAGAGUCCCGGAGUCUGAACACACUCGACAGAGCAGCUCAGAACAGCUACACAUCAUCGAAACGCUUUCGCUCUUUCGGCUCGUGACAAGAUGCUUAAAGGAAUACUCUCGGUGCUCUUGGUCCUGGUGACCCUGUCUUCCGCCAUGGGGAAGCCUGAGAAGACCACUCCCAAGAAAGAGAAGAGGAUUCCUCAGACUCUCUCCAGAGGAUGGGGCGAUCAGCUGAUUUGGGCACAGACAUACGAGGAAGCUCUGUUUUGGUCACGGUCCAAAAACAAGCCCCUCAUGGUCAUCUUUCACCUGGAGGACUGCCCGCACAGCCAGGCUCUGAAGAAGGCCUUCGCCGAGGAUAAAGACAUCCAGAAGCUGGUCGAUGAGGAUUUCGUCAUCUUGAACUUGGUGUACGAGACCACAGAUAAGCACUUGUCUCCCGACGGCCAGUACGUUCCCAGAAUCCUCUUUGUUGAUCCCUCCAUGACCGUCCGAGCAGACAUCACGGGCCGCUACUCCAACCGCUUGUACGCCUAUGAGCCCGCCGACAUGAAACUCUUGCUGAGCAACAUGCAGAGAGCCCUGAAGUUUCUGAAGACAGAGCUGUGAACACAAAAGCCGGAAGGAUCGUAACUUCUCGAGGGUCACCGUAAUUCUGUCAUUUGUUUACUGACGGCAUGAAGCGCACUGUAAAGCCUUGUACAAAAAUUACAAUAUGUGAAACUUCGGGCUUUAUUUUCAUGUUUUUUUUUCAAUAAAUGAAGUCGUUUGAAA
Messenger RNA from Puntigrus tetrazona (Sumatra barb), 866 nucleotides. It is a transcript of the gene agr2, whose product is annotated as anterior gradient 2. The transcript is spliced from 8 exons. Bases 192 to 701 code for a protein of 169 amino acids. The record is from RefSeq and is a predicted model, not a curated record. Gene Ontology annotation, cellular component: endoplasmic reticulum. NCBI's taxonomy places the organism in Eukaryota, Metazoa, Chordata, Actinopteri, Cypriniformes, Cyprinidae.